CAUUUCCUGUAAAGAUGGCGCUGAGCAGAGGAGCGGGGUGUUUUUGGAGGACAUGCUGCAGGUUGGUACCCGGACACCCCCUGCUGCCCCCCGCAGCUGCCCGGACACAGAGCACCGUGAGCGGGGACCUGCUGCCCCGCACCUCGCUGUCCAGCCCGCCGUGGCCGCAGCAGGUGAGCCCUGAGCCGGCGCAGGAGCAGCGGCACGCCGCGGUGGUGAGCACCGUGAACCAGAAGAUCCUGCAGCGGGACUUCGGCCGCCUGUUCGCGGUGGUGCAUCUGGCCGGCCGCCAGUGGAAGGUGACCGGGGAGGAUCUGAUCCUGAUCGAGAACCACCUGGAGGCGGACUGCGGGGAGCGGAUCCGCCUGGAGAAGGUGCUGCUGGUCGGGGCCGAGGACUUCACCCUGGUAGGCAGGCCGCUGCUGGGGGCCGAGCUGGUCCGCGUCGAGGCCACCGUGAUCGAGAAGACCGAGUCCUGGCCCAAAGUCCACAUGCGGUUCUGGAAGAGACACCGGUUCCAGCGCAAGAUGAUCGUGGUCCAGCCGCAGACCGUGCUGAGGAUCAACAGCAUCGAGCUGGCGCCCAGACUCUCUUAAUGAACAGGAGGGGCCCCAAGAAUCUCAUGAUGAAGAUCAGGGGCCCAUAGACUCUCAGAUCCUUAUGAUCAGGAUGAGGCCCCCCCAGACUCUC
This is a messenger RNA of Plectropomus leopardus (leopard coralgrouper), 690 nucleotides long. It is a transcript of the gene mrpl21, whose product is annotated as mitochondrial ribosomal protein L21. The record is from RefSeq and is a predicted model, not a curated record. Gene Ontology annotation, molecular function: structural constituent of ribosome. NCBI's taxonomy places the organism in Eukaryota, Metazoa, Chordata, Actinopteri, Perciformes, Serranidae. Gene Ontology annotation, cellular component: ribosome; mitochondrial large ribosomal subunit.